This is a messenger RNA of Sardina pilchardus (European sardine), 2347 nucleotides long. RefSeq names its product leucine rich repeat containing 14B (gene lrrc14b). Gene Ontology annotation, cellular component: cytoplasm. Bases 166 to 1749 code for a protein of 527 amino acids. The transcript has 3 exons. The record is from RefSeq and is a predicted model, not a curated record. NCBI's taxonomy places the organism in Eukaryota, Metazoa, Chordata, Actinopteri, Clupeiformes, Clupeidae. Gene Ontology annotation, biological process: negative regulation of DNA-templated transcription; negative regulation of cell differentiation; positive regulation of cell population proliferation.
AACCAGAAGUCUAGCACAGCGCACUGACUCGCCGGCUGACAAAAGCACUGACGUGCCCAUGUGCCUGUCAACAAAGAAAACCAAAACAAAGUAGCGCUCUCUAUCCCAACGCCCAACUGUCUUUGCUGGGCUGUUGACUCUUAGCCUAGCAUUCACUCCUCGACCAUGAGGUCCCUACGUUUUAUUGCAGCGGAGAGCUUCGUGUGCAGCGGCCCAAACGCUCAUGAGAACAUCAGCUGCCUCUCCCACAACUUGUACCCCCUGCUCUUCAAAGCCGCCUACCUGCGAGAGGAGGCCGCGUUUCUCCACGACCUUGUCCAGACCUGGCCUCUUCCGCAACUAAACCUCAAGCGGUUGCUAGAACUUACAAGUGACUGUACAGAAGACCUCACCUCACGGACCUGUCGUAUAUGCCUUGAGGCGGUCCUCACGGGUCUUCGGGACUACGUAUUGAGCCCACAAACCACUUACGUUAAAUCUCUGCGACUUGUCGACUUGACGGGUUUACAGGACCUGGAGCAGCAACCGUGCAAAUGUGGGAAAACACUAGGCCGAUGGGCGCGUACAGAGCUUCUGACCCGAAUGUGUUAUGAGGUUAUGGUGGCUAUGCAAGCCGGUAAUUCAGCUCCGUCAGCAUUCGACACAGAGAUAGACGUGCGCGUGGAGGCGUUCGUCACUGGCCGCAGUUUUGAAGUGGUGUCGCAAGCGCUAAUUCUGCGGAAUCACUGUCCACUGAGAUUCCACUGCGUCUCCCUACGCGCCGACUCACUCUCCGUCAGGAAUCUGGUUUAUUUCGUGCGGCUCGCCGAGCCCGAAGCGCUUGAGAAGUUGGAGGUGGUCCACAACGUGCAUCUUGAGGCUCCGCACCUGGAGGUCAUCCUCUCUAAAAUGGACUUUAAAGAACUGCGAUCCCUCACGCUCCCCGCUCGAGCUUUGGACGUAAGGCGCCUCGGACCCGAGGACAUGGACUUGUUCGGGGUCCUGGGAGAUUUGUUGAGUAAGCUGAAACACCUGAGGGAACUAUACCUGGGCUUCUCAACUUUAACAGGACACCUUCGAAGACUACUCAGCCCUUUGAACACACCUCUCCAGUGUUUAGAGCUUGCUAACUGCUCUUUAAACGGAAUUGAUAUGGCCUACCUGGCAAACAGCCUCCACAGUGAGCACUUGGUUCGCCUGGACCUGAGUGGGCAUGUGGUGGGCGAUCUCUUCCCGAACACCUUUCGGAAACUCCUCCAUCGCUGUGCCGACACGCUGUGCAGCCUUGGUCUGGAGGACUGUGGUUUGGAAGACGAGCACCUGGAGCUGCUCCUGGGGGCUCUGACUCCUUGUAACCACCUGCAGGAGCUCAAGAUACUGGGCAACCCGCUGACCUGGGCUGCCCUUCGGAGGAUUUUCAACAUGCUCGCCCAACACUACCAUGCCCUCAGGUACAUAGAGCUCCCAGUGCCACGAGAUUGUUAUUCUGAAAACGUCACCUAUCCUCUAGACGACGGCGCACUGCUGCAGUACGACCGCGAGAAGUUCCGUGAGGCCCGGGCCGAGCUGGUGGGCAUCCUGGAGCAGGCGGGGAAGGGCCACGUGGAGGUGUGCUCCCCGCUUUUAGGCGUGUACGACGCCGACAUCAACGAGACGUCCAACGAGCUCGGGGUGUUCAUGGUGAAUUCUUUCAAAGACGUAGUGGGCAAUUUCAUCGGCACAGUCCAAGACGAGGUGGAUGCGAGGAGGGAGCGCAGGAUGACAGAGUAAAUUUGGUGGAAGAGAGGAGGGUGGAUGGGGUGUCAACUGACAAGAGAUAUGUGGGGAUGGAGUGAAUUUGGAAAGGUGAAGAAAAGCACUUGGAUAGAGGGCAGAUCCAAAAAGAAUGGUAUUCCUGAGAAAAGACCAGAUUAAUAAGCGUGCAAACAGAUACAUGCACUGCAACAAAUGAGCAGAUGGAGGGGGAAAAGGGCAUAGACUUUUACAAGACCAAGAUGGAGCAAUAAAAUGAACUGAGAGCUUUUGGUUCUGUGUGGCUACAACCUGCUGAGGAAGUGUAUGCAGAAUAGGUGGACCAUCGUCAAUGUUACGUAGCUGCAAGACUUUAAGAAUGAAGAUGCAAUUGCAGUUAAUUGACAGGGUGCAGAAUUAAAGCAUCCAAAAUGUUCAAUAAUUGUAGAUGGAAAAUGUAGAUAGAUUUUGAAAUUGUCUCAAAUCUUGAGAAACUACAGGUCACAACAGCAAUGUAUCCUUUUGUAUUUGAAAUCAAUAUUUUAAGAUAUGUUAUUGCUUUGGAUUUUUUUCAUAUCUUUGUAAAUGUAAAUGUUUUGGAUUAUGAUGCUAACUCAGAAUAAAAUUGUUCAGCGUG